AUGAGUGCAGCGGAUAUUGCCACCGAGUUUGCUUCAGUGGUCGAGAGCGGCCCGGGGUCAGACAACCGGGACGAGUCACAGGCUCAACAGUUCAAAAAGCUCACGCAAAAGUAUUUUGAGGUAUUGGAGGGCGAUACUGACAACACAGAAGACCCACUGAGAAAGGGCCGGGCCAGGUACUGGAAAGUCGAGAGCAACACAUGGGACCUCAUGGAGCGGUUGAGCACAGCACAGCAGAGCGCAGCCGACCAGGACGCAAAUAUGGUGGACGACACGAUGGUGGCAGCAGAGUCGAUUGCUACCACGGACUUUGUGCGGGUGCAGGAUGUAAUGGGUGACAGCAGCAGUGCUACUGCAGAGACAGCGGUGCCGUUUGAGCCGGUAGAGACACGGCGCGGCUACCUAUUCUAUACACGCAAGAACAUUCGCAAUCAGCGGGCUGAGGACUCAUCGGCAGGCAGCACGUCUGGCGGUGCAGUGACCGAAAUCGAUCCGGAUGCGCCGACACGGCAAAAGAGGACCCUGGCGGCGGAGGACGGCGAGUACGAGGACAGCCUGCUGCGCUCGCUGUACGAGUUUGUGCGGCGUGGGCGGCUCGACGAUGCACUGAAUCUGUGUGUCGAAAGCGACGAGCCAUGGCGUGCAGCUAGUAUGCGGGGUGGGUUGUUUUGGCGCGAUCCAAGGCUCGAGGUUGAAGACAAAAUUGGCGACGGGGACAUGCAGCCGCGGGACACUGCGGGAAACGUGAACCGGGCGCUGUGGAAGCAGACAUGUGCGGCGCUGGCACAGGACGAGGACAACAAGCUAUAUGACCGUGCCUUGUAUGCGGCGCUCAGCGGGCGGCUGGAUGAGGUCCUGCUGGUUUCCAAGUCGUGGGAGGAUAUAGUGUGGGCGUACGUCAAUGCUAUGAUCGAGGAACGUGUGGACAAGGACGUGGUGCGGGAGAACUCGCUGUAUAUCCCGGCCGAAACCAUGUCGCUGGGGCAUAUCCAAAGCAAGUAUCCGCCAGUGGACGGACUGAAGCAGGUCUUUGAAGCGAUGCGCUCGCACGAGUCCGAUGCUGUCAAGAAGGAGACAGAGACGCCGUUCCACAGACUGCAGACAGCGAUUAUUCUUGAUGGAAACUGCGUUCGGAUGCACUGUCCUGAAGACGAGGGCGACUUGCUUCGGUUCGUUGUCCAUGCUGCACUGUACAUGCGGCAAGUAGGCUUUGACUUGCCUUCUGACGCGGUGGAGACACACCGCGAACUAGUGGCCCUAUAUACAUCUCAGCUGCCAGCAGAGAAGCAGACCGAGGUGUAUGCCGAGUUCCUGCAGAAAGUGAACGACCCGCUGCCUGUGCGCUUCCAGCUCCUGCAGUUGGCCGAGAAGCACAGGCUCGACUGGCACGCAAUCGCAAAGCGUGCAUCAUAUCUGGCGUUGCUCCAGCACGACGAGCUCGAGCAAGUGCGUGCAAUCGAGUGGGUCACAAGCGACCCGCGGCUGUACGACUAUGCAUUGGCGCAGGUGUGCAAGCUGGCAAGGCGGUUCAUGCUGCGUGGGCGGACGAACGCCGCAGCGCGGCUGUUCAACUCGCUUCCUAGCGGAUUUGUGCAGCAGGAGUGGAUUGACAAGUCGGAUGUCAUGGAUUCGCCGACCAAGCCCAGCCAGGCCGAGACAGCAUCGUGCUUCCUCGAGUACAUCCACAUUCUGGCCAUGUGCGACUCGCUGGCGUUCUACUCGGGCUGGGCAGAGCUCAUGUGCCAGCAGCCUAUGGUGCCCAAGGACCGCAGCCGUGCGGCCGCGCACGUGCAGGCGCAGUGGAUUGAGUGGCGGGACGAGGCGCAGUGGAUUGAGUGGCGGGACGAGGUGGUGCCCAAGACAGCCGAGGCCACUCGCAUGUUCCAGGACAAGAUUCUGGGCGUCGGCUGGCUGACCGAGCCGUCAUUGCAGGUCGAUGUUUCUGCAACUGGGCGUCAGGACGUGCAGCGGCAGGUGCGUGCGACCGAGCUGGCGCUGCUGCGCGCGCUGUAUGUGCCCGAGGUUGUGUUCCGACUGCACGCGGUUCUGUAUGAUUCGCGUGUAGCAGUGCCGGAAAACUUGGAGCGCAGCUUGGAGCUGGCGCAGGUGGUGGCCGAGGAAGGCGAGGGCAUAUACCGCGAGAUGGCUAGGGCGUCGGCGGCGUAUCCGAAGGGGCGGCUGGCGGCAUUCAUGGGGUUGAUGCGCAAGUCGGCAUUUGAGAUGUUGCAGUCCAAGCAGGAGUCGCAGGAGGCGAUGCCGGUGCUGCUGGGAGAACCGGCUGGUUUAUAG
This is a messenger RNA of Linderina pennispora, 2289 nucleotides long. RefSeq names its product nuclear pore protein 84/107. The record is from RefSeq and is a predicted model, not a curated record. Gene Ontology annotation, cellular component: nuclear pore; nuclear pore outer ring. Gene Ontology annotation, biological process: protein import into nucleus; regulation of DNA-templated transcription; mRNA export from nucleus. NCBI's taxonomy places the organism in Eukaryota, Fungi, Kickxellomycota, Kickxellomycetes, Kickxellales, Kickxellaceae. The transcript has 8 exons. Bases 1 to 2289 code for a protein of 762 amino acids. Gene Ontology annotation, molecular function: structural constituent of nuclear pore.